UCUACUUAGAACCGUCAAGAUCAUUUUAUUUUCUUAUUUUCUUUCUUACAAUGUCUCUGGUUUAGGAGUGGCUUAACACAAGGAUUGUGACAAUUGCCACACCUUGUGAUAUCUACAAUCCCUAAAUUAUCAAGGACUUUACAUUCUUCUCAGUUGUGUUAUCUGGGUAGCAUUUUAUACCUCACUUUUUUUCUUCCACUUUACUUUCUAUUAAGAAGCUGGCCACAGCCAUCAGUAAACAGCUAGUUAUUUUUGCUAUAUCCUGCUGCUUACUUUUCUGGUGGAGUUUGUCUGUGACCUCUAGAUGGCUUUCAAGUCGGCAUUCUUGCUCACGAUUGCAUAGCAUAAUGUUUCUGUAUUAAAAAUAUUUUUACUGGUCUUUUGGAAGAAAGAAAACAGAGUCUUUCUGUUCGUUAUGGGUGAAUUCAAAGAAAUAAAUGUAUGAUACUUUUAUUUCUUCGUUGUGAUUUGCCUAUAGAAAAAAUAUUGACUGAAUAGCUCCCCCACGUGGCAAAUCUGCAAAAUUUACAAAAGUACGUCUGAAGCUCAACAGGUUUGUUAUUAUUUCACAGGUUUGGAAACCCUGUGAAAUGACAUCCUCGAGGUCGAGGAUGUCAUUGGUGGAAACAUCCUCGACCUCGAGGUACAUUCUCUACCUUCCACGUGUGAGUGAUGUGGGAGAGAUUAUGACACGGACCCAAGCUGAGAUAACUUUCAGUGGUCAGCAUGAAGCGCACGUGUGAUGUCACGUUGGGACCAAAUUGCUCACCGGUGCGGACAGGCCGUCAACACGUUGCCCUGCGAGCAACUUCACCAGCACAAUUUCAGCACAGCUGGAACCAUUGUUGGACCCCUUCGUCCUAAAAAAUAGUUUAUUUUGCGGAGAACUAUUUCUGUGUCAUGUCGAUUGAAAGUAUCUCCAUAGAAGCAGAUAUUUUCUCGGAGAGCGGGGAAGAAAGUUCGUCAUUUGGUUUUGGAGAUGAUCUGGAAUUAAACCAGUUCGAUGGCCUGCCCUUUUCCUCUCGGUACUACGAGUUACUGGAAAAGAGAAAGGCUCUUCCAGUGUGGAAGGUCAGGAGUAAGUUUGAAGAUGCCCUAGAAAACAACCAGCUGGUUAUUGUGUCUGGAGUAGCACAAACUGGCAGCAGUACGCAGAUUCCUCAAUGGUGUGCAGAGUUCUGCCUGUCUGCCCAGUUUCAGCAUGGCGUGGUUGUGUGUACACAGACUAACAAAAGGCAAGCUGUGGAUCUUGCUCUGCACGUAGCAGAUGAAAUGGACGUAAACAUCGGUCAUGAGGUGGGCUACACCAUCCCUCUGGAGACCUGUUCCUCCUCUGACACUGUACUCAGAUAUUGCACUGAUGACAUGUUGCUGAGAGAAAUGAUGUCGGACCCUUUUCUGGAACAAUACGGAGUCAUUAUUAUAGACCAGGCCCAUGAAAGGACAGUCAGCACAGACAUCCUGCUGGGUCUCCUCAAGAGCGUCCUCCUGCAGAGGCCUGAGCUCAAGGUGGUGGUCCUCACCAUGUCCGCUGUGGUGGACAGGCUCCUGGGUCACUACGGAAGCGUCCCACUCAUCAAACUGGAGAUCUCUGGUUCUCCUGAGGUGGUGUAUACCACAAUGAACAACAAAGACUAUUUUUACCUUGCACUUGCACUGCUUCAGGAGAUCCACGUUACCAAAGAGAUUGGAAAUGUCAUUGUGUUUUUGGCAUCAGAGGAGGAUGUCCGCAGAGCUUGGAGUAUCAUUGAGAGUGAGAGCCCCAGACUGGAAGAGGGACUGGACCAAAUCACACCAAUCGUUUUGUGCCCAAGCCAGCAAGGGUCCUCACCUUUACUGAUCGAACAAGCAGGCACCACAAACUCCAAGAGGGUUUUUCUUUUGACCCCUAAACAGGAGGCUGUGUGGUUGGCUGGGCAAUCAGUCAACUUUGUAAUUGACACAGGUGUCCAGAAAAAAAUGAUUUACAAUCCAAGAGCAAGAGCUUUCUCUGAGGUGCUUCAACCCAUCAGUCAGUGUCAAGCAGAUGUGCGCAAACACCUGUGUUCAUCAGCAGGUAAAUGUUUCCGACUGUAUCCUGAAGCGAGUCUACCCACAGCCGAAAUCCACCCACAGAUCUUGGACUGUAACAUUACACCAACUGUCCUCUACCUAAAGAGAAUGGAGAUAGCUGGUCUUGGGCAGUGUCACUUUAUGGAAAGACCAGAUCCAGAAGGUCUCAUGCAGGCCUUGGAGGAGCUGGACUACCUUGCAGCUUUAGACGAUGAUGGGAACUUGUCUGAAAUUGGCAUCAUCAUGUCUGAAAUCCCCCUGGAUCCUCAGAUGGCUAAAGCUCUGUUAGCGUCCUGCGAGUUUGACUGUGUUAGUGAGAUGCUGACAAUCGCAGCCAUGCUGUCAGCACCAAGCUGCUUCCUGCAGCCAGCUGGCAGCAUGACCCAAGAGGCAUUCAAGUGUCAGAGAAAGUUCCAACAUCCUGAGGGCGAUCACUUCACACUCAUAAAUAUCUACAAUGCCUUCAAACAAAAACAAAAAGAUCAAUACUUGAAUGUAAAAACUUGGUGCCAAGAUUAUUUUCUGGAUCAUUCCGCUCUGAACAUCGCUGACACUAUCAGAUCAGAGCUGACUAGCACCCUGAACCGAAUUGAGCUUCCCAUUUCUGAACCGGCCUUUGGAACCAAGACAAACACUAACAACAUAAAAAGAGCCCUGCUGGCUGGAUUCUUCAUGCAGAUUGCUCGAGAUGUGGAUGGAUCGGGGAAUUAUCUCAUUCUGACGAACAACCAUGUGGCCCAGUUGCACCCGUUCUCUGGCUACGGAGUUCAGUCACACAAACUCGGACUACCAGAAUGGGUUGUCUUCAACGAAUACGCCCUGGCUGAAAACAGCCUGAGAACAGUGUCGGAGAUUUCCCCUCAAGUGUUCAAUGAAAUGGCACCGAUGUACUUCUUCUACAAUCUGCCCCCUAGUGAAAGCAAAGACAUACUGCACGACAUGUUGGACUCUGAGGAAUCCAGACGUUGCACAAAGAAACAAGCCACAAACAGAAACGGUGACACUGACAAAAGCUGUGCAGCUGGAACACAAACUGACAAAUGUUUGAUUCAGUGAGCUGAAGCAUACGUGUUGCAGUUUUAAAACUGUAACCCAUAUACUUGUGUAUAAAUAUUUUACACAAGUAAAACAUUUGUAGCAGAAUCUACAGGGGUUGUUUGUAGCCUGAAGGCUUUUGUAAACACUUCAUGGAAUACUAAAGAGCCGACAUAUUGAAAACUGUAUCAGUAAUAAGUUCCAGUAUGUAGAUUUGUUACUUUUCCCAAGAUAUAUCCCAGAGAACUCUGUGUAAAACAACUAAGUAUCCCAAAAGUUAUUUCAGAUUCAUAAGCUGUUAUAUUUUUGUCUAGAUCAGCAAACAGCCUUAGGAAUUGAAAUGGAAAGACAAGAAUGAGCUCUUAAUAUUUCAGAGGGUUUUUUUUUGCAAGAUGUAAUCAAGAAGCUUUGUUAAAAACUGUUGAAGUGGACAAAACAGGAUUUCAAUAUGAAAAGGAUACAUUUACUUCAUUUGACUUAAUUACAAGUUAUGUGUAGUCUUAAAAGUUAUUGUACAGUAUAUUUAUUCAGACAAAUUAAACAGUCUUUUAA
Xiphophorus hellerii (green swordtail) is the source of this 3639-nucleotide messenger RNA. It is a transcript of the gene dhx32a, whose product is annotated as DEAH (Asp-Glu-Ala-His) box polypeptide 32a. Gene Ontology annotation, cellular component: intracellular anatomical structure; spliceosomal complex. Bases 901 to 3108 code for a protein of 735 amino acids. NCBI's taxonomy places the organism in Eukaryota, Metazoa, Chordata, Actinopteri, Cyprinodontiformes, Poeciliidae. The record is from RefSeq and is a predicted model, not a curated record. The transcript is spliced from 11 exons. Gene Ontology annotation, molecular function: RNA binding; helicase activity.